Molecule: messenger RNA, 2548 nt
Organism: Amphimedon queenslandica
Lineage: Eukaryota; Metazoa; Porifera; Demospongiae; Haplosclerida; Niphatidae
Product: SH3 and PX domain-containing protein 2A-like
Exons: 17
Coding region: 72-2447 (791 amino acids)
Biological process (GO): superoxide anion generation
Cellular component (GO): cytoplasm
Molecular function (GO): protein binding; phosphatidylinositol binding; superoxide-generating NADPH oxidase activator activity
Source: RefSeq, a predicted model, not a curated record
UUUGGAUCACAUGAGCUAAAGAUGCAUAUUCAUCAGUUGGGCUGGAGCAUGCUGCUUUAUUGAACAAGAAAAUGAAUGACACUAUCUAUCAAGAGACUAGACAGUUGGUGGAGUACACCCAGAAAUUACAGACUGAGAAUGACAUUCUUAAGGAUAUGCUUUCAGGAUCGCUUUUAACAGUUGACAUCGGACAAACCAACAAACAAAUACUUUUUAGUGACUUAUUUAAAAGACAUUCUUUCCCUUCGUUACAUGACAAAGAAGAAGAGUCAUAUCCAACUGGGGACAAACAACAAAAAAAAAUUAGAGAAAAUGGAGACUUGAAGACUGAGGGAAUAAAGGAGGUUGUUGGAGCAAGCUCAGAAGUGAUGAAAGAUGAAGUCGAAACUGAAAAGAUGGCGACUGCCGGUAAAGAAGAGCCAAGAUUUUAUAAGAAAGACCUACUCGUUAUACUACAAGAGAAGAAUGAGUUGAAGGAAGAAAAUGAUAGUCUACUUGACGAAUUGUCAGAAUGGAAGAGGGCAGCAAUGGAGAGCCAACAAAGAGUUAAUACAUUAGAGACAGAGCUGUCCUUUGCUCUAGCAAAGCUCGGAAACUACGGCUAUGCAACAGAAGUAGAGGCCAGUGCUUUGGGGAUUUUACCAAGAGGAGUGGAGUUUAGGCCAUUAGCACAAAAAGAAAUUGAAAAUGCUUAUGUUAUUGAUGUAGAGAGUGUCAGCUUUACAGAACAAAAUGGAAAAUUUGUGUUUUCGAUAACGCUGACCUGGUCUGACAAAAGGCGGUUCGAAAUUUAUCGUGGCUAUAGCGAAUUCUUUACAUUUCAAAACACACUCUUGCUCCUUUUCCCUGAAGAGGCUGGCAAGAACAAGUCUGAGAGGAUAAUUCCAUCAUUACCAACUGCUGAUAAUGUUCUUGCCAUUCUUGGUGCUACCAGUAAGAAAACAAUUGUAGAGUCAAGAUUGCAAUUGAUCACUGAUUACUGCACCACUAUUCUCCUGGGGUUGCCAAAAAAGUUGGCUCGGUCUACUUUUGUGAGAGACUUUUUUAGCGCCAAACCAGGAGACUCACAGCUUGAAUCGCUUGAAAGACCUAAGAGGCAUUCACUAGAGCUAUCAGUUUAUCCCCUUGUCCCUGAAGGAAAGUCGUUAGGUAUUUAUGUAGCCACGGCUGAUUUCAUGCCUUCCAAAGACGCAAAGGACCAGAUACCAAUGAAGGCAGACAUGAGAUAUAGAGUAGUGAAAAAAGAUGACUCUGGGUGGUGGUUUGUGUACAAUGAUAAUGGAGAUGAAUGUGGAUAUGUGCCAGCUUCGUUUUUACGUCAAAUUGGAGACAGAGGAGUAACCAGCCCGGUAGAAACUAGAGAAAUACUGGGAUUCAUCGGCUCCUUGAGACCGCAUACGCUUAACUUGGAGUCUGAGACUCAGACUGAUACCAGGAAUAAGUCUGAUACUAAGACUCGGAAUGAGUCUGAGACUCAGAAUGAAUAUGAUGUCAUUGAGACUUGGAAUGAAUCUGAUGCGAUAAAGACUGAGGAUGAAUCUGCUAAUGCUGUGACUUCCAAUCCAACAAUCCUUGAUUCACAAACAUUUGAGAUUGAAGUCCCAGUCUCAGUGUUCAUGCAUGUUGCUACUGAAGACUACCAGAGCAGUGAAAGUAACCAGUUGAGUUUUCCAAGAGGAGCUGUACUCUCUGUUAUAGAGAAAUGUGAAGAUGGUUGGUGGUUUGCUACAUACAACAAUGAAGGUGGAUGGGUUCCCUCAACUUAUCUAUUGCCUUGUUCGGAGGAAGAGCCUAUUGAAGAUGAGCUGAUGUCUUCCUUGCUAAUUCCUAAUGCCCCUGGUCAGCUGUACACAACAGUUCAGAACUACAAUGCUGAAGCUGAAGAUGAGCUCUCGAUUCCAAUGGGAGUAAGAGUUCAAGUGACAGAGAAAUCCCUCACUGGCUGGUGGAAAGUAAAAUACAAGAGAAAAGAGGGAUACAUACCAGCUGUAAUAUUAAAAGCAUUUGAUGAACUAGCAGUGGUAGAAGAGUCACUAUCUCCAUCAUCAUUGCAUGCGUCUCUUAGUUAUUCUAUGUCUGGAAUAAAAAAUCCUCCUCCAAGAAGGAAAGAAAAAUCAAAGACAUUCUUGGAGACUUUAAAUGAGGAGGAAAAGCCGGCAGCGAAUGCCGAGAAAGACUCAACCUUGCAAGUUGCUGAUGGUGGACUCAAUAAAAGACGUCAAUCAUUCAAGGACUGGUGGUUGAGUAAUUUACGGGUUGGCUCUAGGAAAAAAUCUACUAGUCAAAAACAAGAAGAAGUGACGAAAACGACAGCUUCCAGUGGAGAAGGGGACAAUAUCAAUAGAGACACUGCUAGCACUGGACCUUUGAAAAGACCAGCUAAACUUGUUGCUGAGCCUCGUCCUAGAAGCUCUCAUGUUGUUUUUGAUAAUGAAAAUGAUAAUUGACAAAAAUAAAAAUAACUGACAAUGAAAAUGAAAAUAUAAUAACAAAAACUAAAAAAUAGACAAUGUUUUUUAAAUUCACCCAGUUAGGUAAUUCACCUGAA